AUGCCGAUCAAGAAGGACGGCAAACUGCCCAGGACCCCUUUGGAUGUUGAGAGAAGUUGUACGGAUUGCUGUUGCAUUCUGAUCUUCGCUGCAGCGUUGGCUGGGUUGGGCGCCUGCAUCUAUAUCGCAUACGAAAAGGGUGACAUCACGCGGCUGGAGUCCUUGCCGGACUACCAGGGAACCCAGUGUGUGGGGAAGUUCAUCUUCUUUCCACAAGAUGACGGCGGAUUGAACUUGCAUAAACAAGUCUGUGUGGAUGCCUGCCCGACGGCCAACGAGCCGGUGACGACGAUCCUGAAGCCGUUCGAAACAGCGAGGAGGCUUCAAGGUGGCCUCGUAAGCGCCACCCAGGGAGCCGGCAUCGCCGAGACCGACAGCCUCCUCUUUGGAUCAAACCCAUCGCCCCAGGUCCUGACGACAACUGUGGGGGUCGGCGGAGGGAUGGAGCCGACACCGGAGCCGGCAACACCCGCUGCGCCGGCUGCGCCAAUGUUCCAGGAAACCACCGUAGUCACGACCAUGGCCCCUGGGCAGGUACGGCUCCAGGGAUAUCCCUCCGUGCCCGUUGCGAACGUCUUGUGCUUUCCGAAGGUCGGUGAGUUCCAGGGACAAGUCAUGGGCAUCGCAGGAAGCAACGAGUUCUUCGAGAUAGCUCUGGACAUCAACAGUCUUACGUCGUGGGAUGCCUAG
Messenger RNA from Symbiodinium sp. CCMP2592, 690 nucleotides. The record is from the annotation of a GenBank genome assembly. NCBI's taxonomy places the organism in Eukaryota, Dinophyceae, Suessiales, Symbiodiniaceae.